AUGCAAUGUCAGGACACCGAGCAAUAUUCCCCCGCCAGCACGGCGUCAAGUCUCAGAACGGUCAAAUUCUACGACUCAGAUUCUUACAACAGCGCCGCACCAAGCCCGAAGACAGUCAAUGUCUACGACGAAGACUGGUACAUACGGAACACCCGCGAGCACCCCGACCCCGAGGUCGUAGAGGCGAACAUCGGCAACGCGAAGCGAGGCAAAGACGAGAGCGCACUGUACAUCGCCCGCCAGAAGAAUGGCCGUCCGCACGCCGUCAUCGCCGGCGUGAACAUGCCCAAACCUCCGCCCAAGGGGGCCCUCGCAGGUCGCUGGAAUUACAUCGAGUUCAUCCCGGAAUGGAACGACCCGUUGUGGGUAGAUCCCAAGCUCGAGAUCGACGAGGAGGACCCCCACAAGCGCCUUAUUCGUCCGAAGGACUUGCUGCGUUACCUGCGUCCCGCGCAGCGCCCCGAGGACCAAAUCCGGAAGCCCACGGCUAUGGCGCUGCGAUUUGGCAUCUUCCCCAUGCGCCAGGACGGCAGGUCUAGGAUGACGCCGACGAGAAGCACAUUUCGACAGUUUGCUAUCAACGGCGCCGCCAACAAGGUCAGUGGCGAGGACGUUGCCAGAGAGGCUGAGGAGCUCGCCAAGCGCUGGGGCGAUGACAGUGUCGAAGCGCUUUUGGCAAGAUACGCAAGUUUGGAUCCCAGCGGCAAGGGCAGGCUUUCGGAAGAGAGUGCCUUCGUCCUCAGUGCCAUGACGAGCAUGCAAGAGGACGAAGACUGGCAGAGGAUACUCUUUUUGGGAGCUACUACCAAUGAAUUAUUGGACCACGGGGUUUUAUCGUUUGGCAACGACUCCCGGAUCACGUUGAAGAAUCCCGUGCAUAGAGGUAGAUGGGAAUCGCCUCUUUGGCGCGGCGAUAGCGAGAACACGCCCAGAUUAGUUUAUCAAGUUGGAAAUCAUAAGGGCGAGCUAGAUCCUGGCAGCGAUGAUUAUGUGUGGGAGUGUCUUCAGCCCGCCUUGAUUCUGGCGUCUCGGAUGCUUUUCUACCUCGAAGGACACGAUCCGUUUUGGAAAGCGCUUUGCGAUGUCUGGAAUAGAAUGCCUGUUCCACAAUCGCGCGACGGUCGGCCGCAAGACCAGAGAGACCGGUGGCCGAUGUUUACUUUCUCCAGGAACCCUGAUCCCCUGCCCCCCGGCGGCAAGCCCUUCAUCCCGCCAGAGUACUACCAGCUCCUGGAUCCUAUCGAAACCACCGCGAAUGUCCUCAACGACUGGCUGGUGUUGAACGUCACAAGCACAUUCCACACUGAGAAUGAAGCAGAAGGGCAACCCCUGAACGGCAUCACGUUUGCCGAAGACGAUGGGACGAUUCGCACGUGUCUCGGCGCCGACGACAUUUAUCCGCUGCUUGUGCAGGGGUACACUACGGAUGAAAGACUUGUGUUGUCCUUUCGUGUUGCGACUACCUUGGUUCAUGAGGUGGCACACGCUGUCACCUACGCCCACAGGAACUGGAUGCACUCGCCCGGGCCUUCCACCCUGCCGACUAUAUCUGGCCAUUCUGCCGUGGAGAAUUCAAUCGCCUCCAUAGGAAAACUUCUUUUUGCCCAUCAAAGAACCCCGGAGCCGUUCUUCGAGCAAGAGCAGAGAUGCGAAGUGGGCUUCUCAUUGGAAAAUCACCUCUAUGGAGGUACCGCAUGGCCUCUGAUUGGCCGGAGUUCACAUGUUCGCCCCAAGCAUCUGUACUCUACGUCCUGCGGCCUCACCUUGUAUCGCUGGCCGCGGGCGUUGCACCAAGACCCUCCCGACGACGGCGAAACACGCAAAGACCCCAGCGAUACGGUUCUCAAAACCCCGGUUCUUGUCUCGAAUCAAUACUCUACGUACAUAUCGGUAGCCCAGGUGCUGCGCUUCUUCACCGAAGAGUGGUGGACCACCGAGAUCCCGCGCUUUGGAUCUGCCGCGAUGCGCCUCAACACAAACAUGCCCACCAGGAUCCUUCCGCCCCCUGACCGGACAAUGCCAACCUUCGAGGAUGAAGAUCUCCUUCCGAAGCAGUGGGAUCUGUGGAACGAAUGGCCUGAUGACCUGCUUAAGACAAAUCCUUUGGUGUACGAGUUCCUGAUGUCUCUGACCCAGGAACAUCUGAACUUAGCCUGCGCAAAGGCCAAAUGGCAGGUGGACUACCUCAGCUGGAAAGAGAGACAAUGGGUGCUAUUAAACACGGGCGCGCAGGCUAACAUCAUUGUUAUCGAGGCUGUGAUCGGGGCGACGUACCGACGGAAUCUCGUGAACAUGGGGCAUCAACAACUCCAGGAAUGGAAGGACGACGCGCUGCUGGGAUACCAAAACAUGCUGGCCCGGUUCACAAAUCGCAUGCAAGGUCGAAAGCUGAAAUUACCGGCGCCGUCGCUGAGUCUCCUCAACGCAGACACAUUCUGGGACAACAUCGGCACCGUGGCGCAGGGGGCCGGCCGGAGGCUCGCGGAGCUUUUACGGACGUAUUACGGAGAGCUUCAGUACGAACUGCAUACCAUCACGGGUUUGUACCUGGACAUCUUCAACCUCGGCGACGAGGACCGGAUCAGGUUCACCGUACAGCCGGUGAUACGGACUCUGAAAGCUCGGACCCAAACACUGGCGGGCCUCCACGAGGAGAUCAUCACUCUGAUCAACCAGCCGCAAGCCACGCGAAUGUAUCCGGGUAUCGCGGAGGAGUUCAGGCCCAUGUUCGAACGUGGUUUCGAGACGACUAAGGACUUGUUCGGAUGGUCUGGGGAGAUCACGCGGAUCAAACCGGAGAACUGGGCCCUUCUGCUCCCGCUCAUUCCCAACAUCCAUACUGCGCACCGUCCGUCUUCGGCGAGGCUGUUCACCUUUGCGCGGAGGGAGAUUGAGCUGUUGCCGGCGAAGGAUUUUGAGGCGGUGCAGAACUACGUGUGCACGAUUCAGAAUGCGACCAGUCACACGAAGCAGGCAAUCAACACCAUCAAUGCGGAUAGUCUGAAGCGGGACGUCGAUUACAUGCUGCGCGGGGCGGUGAGCAGGAUCAAAGAUAUCUUUGGUGGUGUCCUGCACGAGGCCUCGGAUGAGGCGCUGGACUCCAAGGUGCCUGACGCGGGCCAGAGGCCGAGCAAGAGGGUGAAGUAUAACCCGCCCAGUCUUGAAAAACCGAUGCUGGUCAAGGCUUCGACAGCUGCAGCUGCCAGGAAGUCUGGUUUCACGAUACACGACUCAAAGAAGGCGCAGUUCGGGAGGAGACGCGCAAGUGUGAUGCCGCAGAAUCAUCCCAGCACAAUCUCCAACAACCACCAAGCGCCAGAAAAGCCAGCAGUCUCCGGCGUCUCGACCAUCGACUCCCGUACUCCCAGGCUGCCCACCAUCGACAUGUUUGCCUUCAACGCCGCAGGCUUCGCUCCCAUGGCCGGCGUCGAGCACACCGGCUCCAGCAAACUCGCGCCAUCGAACCCCGCGCCGGUCAACUUGUUCGCGGCGCCGUACGCGCUGACGGGCACGCUCACCGGGGACUUGGUGCGCGAGGCGGAGAUGAUGGAGGGGCGCAGGCAUGUGCUGUUCACGAGUAAGCACGAGGGAGGAUAUCGCGAUCCGCAGGGUAAUGGGCUGGAGUCACCGGAAACGCCCAAGUUUGUGAGCAGGUUCCCCAAUCCGGAUGAUGGGACGCCCUAA
This is a messenger RNA of Colletotrichum gloeosporioides, 3684 nucleotides long. RefSeq lists its product as uncharacterized. The record is from RefSeq and is a predicted model, not a curated record. Lineage: Eukaryota; Fungi; Ascomycota; Sordariomycetes; Glomerellales; Glomerellaceae. The coding region runs from base 1 to 3684 and encodes 1227 amino acids. The transcript is spliced from 6 exons.